UUUUCGAAGCAUGGGUUCGGUCAUGUUGCUGUCGCUUCUGUGAAUUUCCACACCACUACCACCACCACCACCACCCAUUGCCGCCGACGACCACACAAUCUCACCGCUACCUUCUCUCCUCCCUCACUCUCACUCAACACAAGGAAGGCUUACAAGGUCGCCGACGCCUGCUUGUAGUUCAAAAUGGCCUACCGCCUCAUAACCCAAGUCGUCCUCAUCGGCACCCGCGUUCUCGGCCGCUCCUUCGCCGAAGCCUACAAGCAAGCCGCCGCCUCGUCGGCCUACCAACGCGCCCAGGCCCAGUCCGGCAAUGGCACCACCGGCCGCGCCAGCCUCAGCAGCGGCAUGACCCUCGACGAAGCCUGCAAGAUCCUCAACGUCAAGCCACCACAAAAGGGGGAAGCCAAUAUGGAGGAGGUCAUGGAGCGAUUCAAGCGCUUGUUUGACAACAACGACCCCAAAAAGGGCGGUUCAUUCUACCUGCAGAGCAAGAUCCUGCGCGCGAGGGAAAGGAUCGAGGCCGAGGUGCGCCCACAUAUGGAGAAGGCGGAGCAAGAGGCCGAGGUAAAAGAGGGGUGGAAUCCAAAGCUGUACAAGGAUAAGAAAUAAGACGUUUUCUUUCUCCAGGGGGAACGACAUAUCGAGCGAAUGGGUAACAGGUUGGGCCAAGACGACUGACAACGACUGCUCGAAAGACGGUAUCGAAAGACGACACUUGCACCACAGCCUGGCCAUCUACCGCAUUGUACACAACAUCUUCACUCGACUUUUGUUUUUUUUAAAAAAUGGGGCAGGCAGGCGGGCGUGCAUGCGGCGGGCAGGCCAGGCGUUAUGAGGGAUAUUUUUGGGUAGAAUUUGGGCGGCGAGGAGCAUUUCAUCAGCUAUGCAUUGGUUUAGAACUGCCACGGCCCCACCUUGUGUUUUUAAUACUGUACAUUAUGUAGGUAGCGGGCAUGGUGAUGAGCUACGAACUGGAGGGGCGCAUCUCUGGACGAGGUCUAGGGGACGGCUUUUUGUGGUGAGGAGGGAAAAGCAAAUCCAAAUCAGGUUCACA
This is a messenger RNA of Podospora pseudocomata, 1054 nucleotides long. It is a transcript of the gene PAM16, whose product is annotated as mitochondrial import inner membrane translocase subunit TIM16. Gene Ontology annotation, biological process: protein import into mitochondrial matrix. Lineage: Eukaryota; Fungi; Ascomycota; Sordariomycetes; Sordariales; Podosporaceae. The record is from RefSeq and is a predicted model, not a curated record. The coding region runs from base 184 to 609 and encodes 141 amino acids. Gene Ontology annotation, cellular component: TIM23 mitochondrial import inner membrane translocase complex. The transcript has 2 exons.